AUGCAGAAGGAUGGGCGGGAGAGGCUUCGGGUCCUCGUGGCAGCGGGGUGGACUUCUGGUGGGACGGAAGGGGAUUAUGGGGACCCAGGGUCGCUGGGAGAAGCAGCUGCGGUGGCCUGGAGACAUGGCGGGGUGGCCCGAGGAGGACUGUGGUGCAGAGUUCCUUUAAGGGUCAUCCCGGAGCGUCUUGGGUGUCCUGAGGGUGAGGGACAACCUGGCAGAAGACUGGCUUCUGACAGCACCCUCACGGUGCCCUUCCUGUCUAACGUGGAUGCCGAGGUGGCCCUCAGGUUCCUGUUGCCAGGUGCUGACCUCUACCGUGGGAUGGUUCUUUGGGAGCUCUCGGUGACUGGCAGUGAGCUCUUUAUCCGAUUAACUUCCGAAGAUGCUGAGCUCCUGCAAAUUUCCACUUUCUACUUGCUCACCCAGCUCCUCAUAGUGGCACGGAUCAUGCAGCACAUUGUGUUCCCGGAUGUUGCUAACUUUCAGUACAAAAGAGCAGAUUGA
Phyllostomus hastatus (greater spear-nosed bat) is the source of this 507-nucleotide messenger RNA. RefSeq names its product EKC/KEOPS complex subunit LAGE3-like. NCBI's taxonomy places the organism in Eukaryota, Metazoa, Chordata, Mammalia, Chiroptera, Phyllostomidae. The transcript has 3 exons. The coding region runs from base 1 to 507 and encodes 168 amino acids. The record is from RefSeq and is a predicted model, not a curated record. Gene Ontology annotation, cellular component: EKC/KEOPS complex.